This is a messenger RNA of Caenorhabditis briggsae, 897 nucleotides long. Gene Ontology annotation, molecular function: protein binding. The transcript is spliced from 6 exons. Gene Ontology annotation, biological process: cytoskeleton organization. Bases 1 to 897 code for a protein of 298 amino acids. The record is from RefSeq and is a predicted model, not a curated record. Lineage: Eukaryota; Metazoa; Nematoda; Chromadorea; Rhabditida; Rhabditidae.
AUGGUGAAACUCUCCGAGUCGGCUGUCUAUAUUCGUACAAAAAGUUCUCUGGAAAAUGUGAAGAAGCUCAAUUUAUGGGGAUGCGGUAUCGAUGACAUUCAAGUAUGCGAGAAAAUGGGUCUUUUAGAAAUUCUAUCCCUCAGUGUCAAUGAAGUAAAAUCUCUUUCUCCACUUCAAAACUGCAAGAAUUUGAAAGAAUUGUAUCUUCGAAAAAACUGUAUAGAAUCGCUAGAUGAGCUGGAAUAUCUGAAGGAUCUUCCAAGUUUAAGAACUCUUUGGAUUGAUGAGAAUCCGUGUGUUGGGGAAGGGGGUCAAGAAUAUCGAAGAAAAGUUAUCAGGAUUCUUCCUAACAUCACGAAACUUGAUGAUAAACCUGUCACCCAAUCAGAUCAUCAAGAAGCAAUGGAGGAUAGUAUUCCCGAAUGUGAUAUGCAUAGUUCUGUUUACGGAGCUCGUUCCAAUCGGUCUAAUAGUACUGAUUUGAUGAGUAGAUCAGUUUAUGUCGGUCCAGCAGUAGUUGACAGAAUCGUUCAACCACAGCUUCUCAAUUUCGGAGACACUUCUGAUGAAGAACGAAUCAACUAUCAACCACGUUCAUUUUCUGUAGAAGUACCAGGAAUGCCAUUGACUGAUGAGCAUACAAAUGUCUAUUUGGACAGUGCCCCAAACUCGCAUCGUGGAUCGAGACACAACUUGAUGUCUCAAUCCAUGUAUGGAACUUUGUGUGGAACACUUGCAGAGGAACCAAGUUCAGCAUAUGGAGAAGAUGAUUGGAAUGAUUUCAGUAUCGAAGAAGAUCGUGCGAUGGUUUCGAUGCCUCUGGCUGCUUCACACAGAAUGUAUCAAAGUAUGCACGAGGGAAUGGUUGUGGAAAUGAAACGACCGGUGAGUGUAUAA